Messenger RNA from Ostrinia nubilalis (European corn borer), 636 nucleotides. Its product is annotated as peptidyl-prolyl cis-trans isomerase-like 3. The record is from RefSeq and is a predicted model, not a curated record. Gene Ontology annotation, molecular function: peptidyl-prolyl cis-trans isomerase activity. The transcript is spliced from 4 exons. Gene Ontology annotation, biological process: protein peptidyl-prolyl isomerization; protein folding. Gene Ontology annotation, cellular component: catalytic step 2 spliceosome. NCBI's taxonomy places the organism in Eukaryota, Metazoa, Arthropoda, Insecta, Lepidoptera, Crambidae. The coding region runs from base 108 to 593 and encodes 161 amino acids.
GUAGACUGACGUUAAAUGUCAUAACAAAAAUAUAACCUCACUUGCUGCACAAAAUACGAUUGUUUUCAGGAUAUAAAUAAUAAUUUUGGGCUAAUUUGUUAAUUAACAUGUCUGUUACAUUGCACACAGAUGUGGGAGACAUAAAAGUUGAAUUAUUUUGUGAGCAGUGUCCAAAGGCAUGUGAAAACUUCCUUGCAUUGUGUGCCAGUGAUUACUACAAUGGUUGUUUAUUUCAUAGAAAUAUUAAGGGGUUUAUAGUACAAACAGGAGAUCCUACAGGAACCGGCAAAGGAGGCACCUCAAUUUGGGGGAAAAAAUUUGAAGACGAGUUCAAGGAAGAGUUGAAGCACAAUGCCCGGGGAACAUUGAGUAUGGCGAACAAUGGGCCCAACACGAAUGGUAGUCAAUUCUUUUUCACCUAUGGUGAACAGCCUCAUUUGGAUCUCAAGUAUACAGUUUUUGGAAGGAUAAUAGAUGGUUUUGAAGCUCUGGACGAUUUAGAGAAAAUGCCAGUGAAUCCAAAAACAUUUCGACCACUCACAGAAGCAAAAAUCACAUCAGUUACUGUUCAUGCUAAUCCGAUGGCUGGAUAAUUGAGUAAAUAACAAUAUAAAUAUAUUAUUUUUUAUAAACAUA